Molecule: messenger RNA, 3609 nt
Organism: Diorhabda sublineata
Lineage: Eukaryota; Metazoa; Arthropoda; Insecta; Coleoptera; Chrysomelidae
Product: zinc finger protein 728-like
Exons: 6
Coding region: 1-3609 (1202 amino acids)
Molecular function (GO): nucleic acid binding; zinc ion binding
Source: RefSeq, a predicted model, not a curated record
AUGAAAUCGAAUAAAAAUCACGGAAAUUCGUUGAUGCCGCCAAAGAAGAUGAAGAAACAAAAACUUAAAAAAUUGAAACUAAAGCGAACAAUUAAUAAGAAUAAAUCCGAAAUUCGACAAAAUUGUUACAGGUUAGCAAAAAAUCCUAGGAAAGAAACAAACGAACCACCGCUUCUUGACGAACCUAUCAAAUGUGAACACUGUCAAGAAACCUUCAAAACUAAUUUAGCUUUCGCCUUUCAUUCUGUUAAUCAUCGCAAAGAUGGUACCUUUUUUUGUCAUUUAUGUAAUACUACUUUAAAAACUAAAUACACAAUCGAAACUCACAUCCGAACCCACGAUGGUUGUCUAAGAUAUAAAUGCCAAAUUUGUGAGGAGUAUUUUAAUGGUAAAAGCGAACUAAGAGACCACGAGAACUGUCAUAUUAGUGGUAGUCCUUAUCAAUGCGAAAUAUGCGGCAAACAUUUCCAAUUCCAAAAACAUCUCUCAUCACAUAUACGAGGACUCCAUAAUAAAUCCAAAUCGUUCGAGUGUAAAGAAUGCAACAUAACCUAUAAAUUUCCAUCCGGUUUAUACCGUCAUAUACAUCUUAAACACAAAAGCGUGGAUCCUUCUGUUAUUUGUGAUAUAUGUGGUAAAAUACUUUCUUGUAGAGAAAAAUUGAAAUCGCAUCAAAAAGCUCAUUCGGGAAAUAUAUUUAGAUGUUUGAUUUGUAGUAAAUCGUUCGUAAGAGAUGUUCAAUUGAAAAUACAUAUGAGAACGCACACCGGCGAAAAACCAUACGAAUGCAAAUUUUGUGGUAAAGCUUUCAAACAACAUUCACCUUACAGAUAUCACAUAAAAAACCAUAUCGGCUUAAGACCACACAUAUGCCGAUAUUGCAGUAAGUCUUUUAUUGCUAAAAGUUCCUGGAAAAACCACGUAAAGGGAUGUGAACUAAAAAUGUUGAAAAGAUCGAACGAUAACAACGUCAAUCUAAAAAUUGAUUUGUAUACGGGCGUCAUUGAUCUGACAUGCCAAAAGAAAAAAAGAGAAAACUACUUUUCUAGCAAAAAGUUGGACAAUACAGGAAAAUAUUUUGUGAAACCUGCCAAAUUAGACAUUCCCUUAAAAUGUGAAAACUGUGAUAAAUAUUUCAAAAACAACGUAGACUUUGCCUUACAUUCAUGUGAACAUGAUAAGAAUAAAAUGUACACAUGUCAUAUAUGCGACUACCAAAUUAAUAAUAAAACUAAUUUAGAGCUUCACGUACGAGAUCACGAAGGUAAAAAAAUGUAUAAAUGUCCCAUAUGCGAAAAACAAUUUGCACGACUAGUCGUCGCUUAUGAACAUCAAUAUUUGCACAAUGGCCAAACACCUUUCCAUUGCGAUAUAUGCGGAAGAGGAUUCCACCAUUCCGCGUCCGUAAUCACCCAUAAAAGAAAAAAUCACCCUCAUAUUCUCAAUGACUCAUUGAAUACCUUCAGAUGUAUAAUUUGUGAAGAAACUAUCACUAGUACGGCUCAAUUAAACAAACAUAAAUUCAAAUCGCAUAACCAGCAUCGCUAUAAUAUUCUUUGCGAAUAUUGCGGUGCGCAAUUCGGAAGUCACAGCGAUAUGUUACGACAUAUGCGCACCCUUACAGGUGAUAGACCGUAUUCUUGCAGAUUUUGUGAUAAAACUUUCGCCGUAAACAGUACCAAAAAUAUACAUGAGCGGAUUCAUACAGGGGAAAAACGUGUUUUCCCAAAACAAGCUAGAGUGAAAGCUCGUAUAAAAGUAGAAUCACGAAGAAAUGGUAUGAGAGGGAUCCUAGCCAAAAUCCCACAACAAGAUCAUGAUCAGUACAUAGUGAAACCUGCUGAAUUAGAAGUUCCACUGACGUGCAAAAUCUGCCAUAAGACAUAUACGAAUAAUAUAGAUUUUGGAUUCCAUUCCAUCAUGCACAGUAAAAAAGAUUUAUAUCAGUGUCAUAUCUGUGAAGAGUUUCAACACCAGAAGAAGUCAAUGCUUGAGAAACAUAUAAGGGAUCACGAAGGUAUAAGAAAGUACCAAUGCCCUUUAUGCGAAAGACAAUUCCCUACCCUAAAAAUAGCUUACGAACAUCAAUAUAUCCACGAAAACAAAAAACCGUUCGAGUGUGAUAUUUGCGGAAAAACAUUUUCCACCUCAGCUUCGGCGAAAAACCACAGAAGUAAAAUACAUUACGAAAUUAUUACUGGCAGAAAACAAGAAAAGUUCGAUUGCAGUUUAUGUAACAAACAUUACAGUAAUCACGCUGGUUUAUCCCAUCACAAUUUCCGUCAUCAUAAAGAAUUUUGUAAAUCGAUGCCGGCUCUUUGCGAAAUUUGCGGUAUGAAUUUUUCGAGCAAAGCGCAAUUAAACAAACACAUGCCGACUCACACUGCCGACAAACCCCAUCCUUGCGAAUUAUGUUCUAAAAGCUUUUCCCGCCCGUUUGAUUUGAAACAGCACCGAUCCGUGCAUACUGGAGAAAAACGAUAUACGUGUAGAUAUUGCGAAAAGAGAUUUGCUCAUAGUUCCUCUUUUAAUUAUCAUUUGAAGUUACAUACCGGCGAGAAACCUUUUAGCUUUUGUUUCAGUGUUAGAAAAAAACGGAAAUACGAAAAAAAUAAACUCAAAGAAAACGGAGAUGUCAAACCACGCGAAAAAAAAACCAGAGCAGUUUAUACCAAAGAUCCUAUGCUAUUAGCCAAACCAUUAGAUUUAGAUGAACCUUUAAUAUGUAAAUUCUGUCUAAGAGAAUUUAAAAAUAACUUAGAUUUUGCAUUCCAUUCCAAAGAACAUAGUAAAGAUGGUACAUAUUCUUGCCAUAUAUGCGAUUAUUCAAACAUUUCUAAAACUCCCUUUGAUCUGCAUAUGCGAGAACACGAAGGUAUUAAUAAAUAUAAAUGUCCUAUUUGUACAAAAACGUUCAAGCAAAGUAAAGAUGCCAUGGAACACAAAUAUUUCCAUACAGGCGAAAAGCCCUUCCAAUGCGAAAUAUGCGGGAAACAUUUUCCUUAUACCAAGAGUUUAACCGCUCACCGACGAAAUACUCACUAUGAAAUAAUCACAGGCAAACCUCUACAAAAGUACGACUGUAAAGUUUGUAAUAAACAUUAUGAAAGUCACUCGGGAUUAGUACGACAUUAUUCAUCGAGUCAUAAAGAACUCGGUUAUGAUUACUCAGUUGUUUGUGACAUUUGUGGAAAAACGAUCGCUACCAGAAACAAAUUGAAAUAUCAUCUAAGAGUCCAUACCGGUUAUAAACCACAUGUGUGUCAAGUUUGUAAUAAAGGUUUUUCCAAAAAACAGGAAUUGAAAAUACACGAGCGCAUCCAUACGGGCGAAAAACCUUUUACUUGUUCAUUUUGUGGAAAAAAAUUUGCGCAGCUGGCUCCUUAUAGAUACCACAUCAAAACUCACACCGGAGAACGAUCUCACAUUUGUCUCAUAUUUACGCCGCCGCGAGUUUUGACGGAAAUUUCUCUUGUCGAAGUAGCCGAUGCCAAAAGGAAUGAUCCGGAAGCUCCUCUACCAUUAGUCUGUACAAAAGAGCCCGAAACUACGGAUGCUUUCAAAUAUAAUUUGAUGAAUGGUGCCACUUUUUCUGCGUUAACUUUAUAA